CGCAAGGUGUGUUCGAUUGGCUUGUUCAAAUUGUUCGAUUUUCGGUUCGUUAAUUUAUACGUUAGUGGAUCAAAAAAACACUCAUUUAAAAAAAAUGCGGUUACUGUCAUCAAUAGCACUGCGAAAGUAAAAGAAACAAUCGAAGAAGGCUUUUCCGCUGACUUUUCGAUAUAAUUUCAACGCCAUUCAACAACUUGUAGCUUCUGUAGCUGCUUGGUUAAGGGAGUGCAAAAGGCACCCUCGGAAUGUUCCUGUUUUCAAGCACUUGUAUCAUUCCCUGGUCGGGGAGGAAAACUAUCAAUUGCAAUUACCUCACUCCCAAUCGAAUGUUUCGCCUGAACCUGCCACUAAUGGCACAUAGUGUUGCUUACGAUAUUCUGAAACGGUGCCCCCGUGCCGGGGUGUUAGUUUUAGGAGCGAAGUUUAGUUUUACGACCUACUAUUGUUAACGCGAUUCCUUCACACUUUCUAGUCGAUAUCGGGUUCGAACUACAAUCCCAGUUCCCCAGAAAGGUAGUUGGAUUGUUGACUCUAGCCAAAGUGGAUACCAAACUGCAAACGCGGGGUGCCGAUUGUUCAAUUUGGAAUCAAGUAGUUUAGCCGAACAGCGGAAAAGGAGUGGAAUUUCACUUCUACUCCAGUUGCCUUGGUGGAAAAAAUGAUGGCCAAUGUUGCGAUGACCGCUUGGGGAACGCACCAAAAAAGUGGCAAUUGCAAUACCGCUAAUGCUAAACUUGCGCGUUCCCCGAGUAAAUCCGGCAGUGGCAGUGGUCUGUUCAGCGAAACGCUAACGGCUGCGCUGGGAAACAUACGGAAAAGUCGCUUCAAGGAGAUAACCGAAGAACUGAGUCAGCACAUCAAUAAGGAGGAAAAUGAGGAACCGUACCAGAAACCGUUGUUCAACACGGAUAAGAUACGACGUAUGAUGCAGCGAAUCAUCGAGCGGCAAUUCGAAGUGGACGAAGAAGAACAACGGUACAUCUAUGAUCCGUCCAAGAAUCUCAAGAUGUGCCAGAAUAUAUCCAAGCAGAUUAAGGACCGUGUCAAGCAUAUGAAUUAUAAGCGACAUCGGAUUAUCAGUUUGGCUACGGUUGUGGAGAAACAACAGCAGGGCAUAUAUUACAAGAUGAAGUAUAUCCUUGAUCCGAAAAUGGACAACUAUAUUCGGUAUUACCAUGAAACACCACACUUUUAUGUGGUUGCAACCGUUAUUCUGGUACAUAAGGAUUAGUGCAGUUCUGUGAUGUGCAUAUUUAAAUAGUUUGUUGAAA
This is a messenger RNA of Wyeomyia smithii (pitcher-plant mosquito), 1271 nucleotides long. RefSeq lists its product as uncharacterized. Gene Ontology annotation, cellular component: cytoplasmic dynein complex; cytoplasm. Gene Ontology annotation, biological process: microtubule-based movement. Lineage: Eukaryota; Metazoa; Arthropoda; Insecta; Diptera; Culicidae. The record is from RefSeq and is a predicted model, not a curated record. The transcript has 3 exons. Bases 659 to 1231 code for a protein of 190 amino acids. Gene Ontology annotation, molecular function: dynein intermediate chain binding.